UACUUCUACUUGUCGCUUGAUUCGAGCACUGCGCCUUUAAAAACAAACUGUUCCAUGUUUUCAGUCCCAACUGUCGACCGGUGGCCACGUACGGCUCCGCGCGCCGACGGUUAUCCCACGGUCUUGUCGUCUACGGUCGGCUACUUUUAUCACACAACCGUCGCGACAUAAACGACAUAUCGGCUAUUUUAAGUACUUUAAAGUAGUUUUUAUUGACAUAGGUGAGGAGGAGAGGCUUUUGAAUGAAGGUUCCCCGCUGGGACUGUAAAGCGGGAGGUGGGGGCGGUUUGUGGGGUCGUCCAGGCUAUCGGAUCUGGGAUCUGCUCACAUUUAUAACCAGACAGACGGAGGCUUGUUAGGGGCAGAGCUGAGCUGGACGGACGGACGCUUUCAUCGAGGAGGACGUGGAGUUUUAAACUUUUAUUCAUUAACCCCGGACGAUUUAAAGGACGGGAAAGUUGGAUAUAACAGAAAAGUUUCACUCUGGGUCCGGACCUCUCGUCUCCUGUCAAGAUUACGAGCUGCUGGACUGUAAGCUAAUCAUUCACUCUGGAAGUAACGUUAUCACUCUUUUACAGACUGUUGUGAUUUAGCUAGGCUUUAGCAUAAUUACUUGUAACUUAACUUUGUUGAAGCAGACACACAAAGUAUCUUCAAAAUGGAUAAAUACGAGGAUUUAGGAUUAGAGGCGAGUAAGUUUAUUGAGGACCUUAACAUGUAUGAAGCAUCCAGAGAUGGUUUAUUUCGAAUGAGAAGGGAUGCAGGAAAUAACCCCGACUUUGAAGAGACAAGAAGAGUUUUUGCCUCUAAAAUGACUAAAAUACACAUGCAGAAACAGCAAGAGGAGAUGGCAAAAAACAACCAGGCUAUAAAAAUGAAUGGAGGUCACAACAGCACAUAUUACACCAAAGACAGACCGCCCAUCAAUAGUUACAGACAGUCGGGUGAAGCGGCUGCGAAGCCCCCGAUACUCUCUGGCCCUGUUCCGGGCACCACGGCCGGGAGCCAGUACGCACAGUUUGACGGCCAGAAACACCACGCAGGCAUUCAGUCUGAACUUCCAGCCGGCAGGGCAUAUGGCUACGGAAACAGUUACGAUAAUAAGGAGCGCUUAGAGUCACAUUCAUACCAGCACAACACCCCUACUCCCCCCAGCCCAGGAAACGCGUCUCACAGCGCGCCCACACAUGCUCGUCACCCGGUCAGCCAACCGACUGCUUGGGCCCCAUCCAGAGAGAGCCAGCUUUCUCCAUCAUUGUCAGGGUCUGGAAGCAGCAGUGUGUCUCAGCAGCAGCCCCAGCGCCUUCCUGCACCUCCCGCCGUCAACAGCCUUCCAUCCCAGCAGAGUCCGGCUGUCACCUCUUCUGUAAACAGGAGUCCACCUUCCACUUCUGGGCCAGCCAGGGGAUGGGCUGGAGAGCCUUCUGGAUCAGCAAAACCAGACCUCAUCCCUGCUCUGCCACUGAGUGCCUUCACUGGAGGAGCAGAUUUCCAUGUGCAGCAGCCCUCCAUACAGCCCGCAGCCCAUUAUGCACCACCUUCUCCAACUUCAAGACCUUCUACUAACCAUAAUGGUCCUGUGGCAGCUUCCCCUACCCUUCCUGCACCUUCUGAAACACCUCAACCCAAAGCCCAGUUGACACCCGCUGCCUUGAGCCAUGGCAGUGUCUCCAAAAGCAGCAGUCAGGGUCAAGGUCAGAGCCAAAUACCUGGCUGUGGACAAGCCGCCAAUACUGGAGCGGACGUCCCAUGUUCCCCCAAGCCUGUCCAGCUACUCUGCCAGUCUCUCAUCACGCAAACCCCUGAACAGGGGCCUUCAGCGGCUGAAAUAAAAUUAGAAGCUCUCACUAAACGGCUGGAAAAAGAGAUGGAUGCCCAACCAAAGGCAGACUACUUUGGAGCCUGUGCUAAGUGUAACAAGGCAGUUUAUGGAGCCAACCAGGCCUGCCAGGCGAUGGGAAGCCUCUACCAUGACAGCUGCUUCACCUGCAGUGCCUGUAGUCGAAAGCUAAGAGGGAAGGCUUUCUACUAUGUCGGAGGGAAGGUUUUCUGUGAAGAGGACUUCCUGUACUCUGGUUUCCAGCAGUCUGCGGACAAGUGCAACGCAUGUGGGCAUCUGAUUAUGGACAUGAUCCUGCAGGCCCUCGGGAAGUCCUACCACCCCGGCUGUUUCCGCUGUGUUGUCUGUAACGAGAGCCUUGAUGGAGUGCCCUUCACUGUGGACACUGAAAAUAAGAUCUACUGUGUCAAAGACUACCACAGGGUCCUGGCCCCUAAAUGUGCAGCCUGUAAUCAGCCCAUCCUGCCCUCAGAGGGCUCUGAUGAAACCAUUCGAGUUGUAUCCAUGGACAAAGACUAUCAUGUGGAAUGCUAUCACUGUGAGGACUGUAAGAUGGAGCUGAAUGACGAGGAGGGUCACCGCUGCUACCCUCUGAACGGCCACCUUCUCUGCCACUCUUGCCACCUGAAGCACAUUGAGCCUGGCUGCUCCUCAUCCAUCACUGCCUCCUCCUACUAACACUGCUGUUGGUGAAGGGAGACACCUAGUGGAUGUAAGAAGGAACUGCCAAAGCGUGACUUGAACAGCAGUAAUGGUCAUGUACUGUUCUUGUUGUAGAGGAUUGAUUGAUUUAAUGCCUCAAAUCAUACAGUGGUUUGAUAUGUAUUUUGACAGGAAUGCUAAUGAAGUCUGCAUUAUGCAGAAUCUGAAAAUUUUAUGACGCAGGAAUGAAGUAUUGUAAUACACCAAAGCCCAACUUGGAAUGCAGGAAAGCACUGUGCUGUACCUGCUACAUACUGAGUUUGCAGAAGUGUUGCCAUAUCAUUACUUUUAUGUAAAUAUCAGUUGCAUUGGCUGUGUAAAUAUCUUAUAGUCAAUUUGUUUGUGAUACAGUGUGCCUUCAACUUCACAUUCACACUUCGACUGUGAAAUUACAGUUCAGAAUUUAUCUGUAAAUCGUCUGUCGGAUCUACUAGUGAUGAUCAUUUACAAAAAUUAUGCAUAGGUCAACUCCACUCAAAUCACAGGUACCUAAUGUUUUAGUCAGAAAGAUAAUCCGCUGCUCACUCAGAUGUUAUAGAAAGUAAUGGUUCAGUCAUAUGACACUCUGCUUCAUGUAAUCAGUAACUGCUUUUGUUUUGGAUGCUUACUGUUCCUCCACUCUAGAGGGAGGACAGCGCUUUCUACAGGCAAUAAUAACAGUUGGUGUGUAUUUUAUACAUCAGAGAGAUACAAAGUGGUUUUGACUGGUGAAUUUUAUUUUAAUCAAUUACCUCUACAUACAAGGUGUUCAUUUUCCAGUACGUUGACCUGCACACAGAGCCAACAUUGUUGUUCAUUUUUCUUAUGCAAAUACUGGUAUGCAAUAAGUUAUAUCUAAUAAUAACCAUUUCACAGAAAUUAUAAACAAUGUCAUUAUCCUCCAGGUUGCCAUACCUUUAUAAAUUCAAGCUAAAAACAUUUUUACACCUUUUUCUUUUAACUAAGUCUGAGCAAGAAUGCUGAGAGUAGCCAGGUUAUACUGUUCUGAAGUGAAUAAACAGUCAUUGUCACAUGCAGCCUGUUCUAAGCACUUAGAGAUAGAUGUGUGAGUUUUCUAUGCACCUAUGAAGAGGUUAUGUAUUUUGUUACAUCUUCAAACAUUGUAAAUUAAAAAAAAGAUAUAUAAUGUAGGCCUAUAUUCAUUUACCUUUUUUUCUUUUUGACUUUUGUGCAAAACCCCUUCGAUACUAAUUUGAUUUGCAGUGGGAAGUACAGUGUUGAUUGCCCACCUUUGCCAUCCAAAUGUUAUUCAUGUCUUCAGUUUACUAACUUAAUACUUUGUCAUUUGAGGUCCCUGUUUCAUAGCCAACUGAACAUUAAGAUGAAGAGCAAACAUAUACAUAUGUUCUGUAUGAUUGUUGUAAAGAAGUAUUUAAUAAAUGCAUUGCAAUAGACCAACUUACUUAUAAAAGUCUUUCCAUUUCCA
This is a messenger RNA of Toxotes jaculatrix (banded archerfish), 3968 nucleotides long. It is a transcript of the gene limd1a, whose product is annotated as Wilms tumor protein 1-interacting protein. NCBI's taxonomy places the organism in Eukaryota, Metazoa, Chordata, Actinopteri, Toxotidae. The record is from RefSeq and is a predicted model, not a curated record. Gene Ontology annotation, cellular component: transcription regulator complex; P-body; adherens junction. Gene Ontology annotation, biological process: response to hypoxia; cytoskeleton organization; positive regulation of miRNA-mediated gene silencing. The transcript has 8 exons. The coding region runs from base 659 to 2518 and encodes 619 amino acids. Gene Ontology annotation, molecular function: transcription corepressor activity.